AGUAGCAAAGGCGCAAAGCUGAGUUCGAGUUGGAAACAGACGCACCAUCUUCUUCUUCUUCAUCUUCAUCUAGAGGUGUCUUCGGAAAUCAAUGGCUGCACCAGCUAGAGCCCUAAACCCAUUUCACACCUCUACCAAUCACUCUCAAGUGACAUUCAUAACCUCCCUCCUGCAAACCCUAAACCCACAGACACCUAACCCCUCAAACCUGAGCUCAGCCCCUCUUAACCAGUUCUCACCUCACCUAAACCCAACCCUAGUUAUCCAAGUCCUCCACAACCAGACCAAUCCCUACCACGCCCUCUUCUUCUUCAAAUGGGCAUCAAACCCUGACCACAAUCCCAACAACUACUCCCACACCUUCAAAUGCUACUCGGCCAUCACUGACAUCCUCCUCUCCCACUCCCUCUUCUCCUCCGCCUCAUCACUCCUCCAAGAAUCCAAUCACCUCUCUGAUUUUCUGAUCGGCAAGUUCAUCACAGCUCACGGCCGCCGCCGCGGUGUGAGGGCCGCCAUUAAUUGGUUUCACAAGGCGAAAGUGAUUGAGAAUGGGAGGUGCUUGUUUUCUUACAAUGCAAUUCUGGGUGUGUUGGUUAGGGCAAAUAGGAUUGGUUUAGCUGAGUCAAUUUAUGAUCAGAUUUUCAAGGAAGGUCUGGUGAAACCGGAUGCGUCGACUUAUACCAUAAUGAUUAGAGGGUUUUGUAAAGUGGGUGAGAUUGAGAAUGCACAGAAGGUGUUCGAUGAAAUGACUUGUGAGCCGAAUUUGAUUACUUACAAUACUAUGAUUCAUGGGUUCUGCAAGAAGGGUGAGGUUGAUAGCGCGAGGAGAGUUUUGGGUCAGAUGAUGGAGGGUAAGGAUUGCUUGCCUGAUACGGUAACUUAUACAACUUUGAUUGAUGGGUAUAGUAAGAAAGGUGAGUUGGGCGAGGCAAUGAAGUGUAUGGAUGAGAUGGUGAAACAGGCUUGUGAGCCUAAUGUGUUGACUUACAAUGCGGUGAUUCAUGGUUUUUGUUUGAGUGGGAAUGUUAAUGAGGCAAAGAGGAUGAUGACGAGGAUGAGGUUGAAUGGUGUGAAGGAUGAUAUAGCGACGCAUACGAGUAUAUUGAAAGGGCUUUGCAUUGCGGGGAAGGCUGAUGAAGCUGUUGAGCAUCUUAAAGAGAUGGCCAGACUUGGGAUGAAACUGGAUGUGAAAGCGUACGGAAUUGUUGUCAAUGAGUAUUGUAAGAGGAAAGAACCGGAUGGAGCAAUUUUGCUUUUAAUGGAAAUGAGAAUGAGAGGCCUGAAGCCAAGUGUUUCGAGCUUUAAUGCAGUGCUGAGUGUUCUUCUUGAAAAUGGGGAGCUCGAAAGAGCCAUUAAUCUUGUAAAGCAAAUGCCACAAAUGGAUUGCUUUCCCAAUUUCUUUUCAUACAACUCAGUGAUAUGUAGUCUUUGUAAUGUGAGAGGUAGAAUGGGGGAAGUUGAAGGGCUUAUCCAUGACAUGCUUCGAAAUGGUCAUGCCCUUGAUGCCACGCUCUGUAGUUGCUUGGUCAAAGGUUAUUCCGAGGAUGGUGAUUUGAGAAGCGCAAUGCAGGUUUUCUGUGACGCACUUGAUCAGAGGUACAUUAUUAGUUUGGAGAGCUUUUCAGUUUUCGUCAAAGAGUUAUGCGCCAAGGGGAAGGCUGUUGAGGCUGAGAGGAUGUUUGAGGAUAUGUGUAAAAGAUGCAGUGUGGUUCAUAUAGAUAUUUACAGAAAGGUGUUAGAUGAUUAUGUGUGAUUAUGUGGGAAAAGAAUGUAGGGUAAAUGAUGUGACAAAAAGGUACUCGAAGUUCUAUAAGGCAAUUGAGUGAUGAGUGAUUAUGACGGAUUCACUCUUCUCCAAGUUUUAGUCCCAGCACGCUUGGCUAGUUGGCUUAGACAUCUUUUAUAACAGAGAAGGAGAAUCUUUGCCUUUAUGGAUUUCCAAGCGAGCAGUGGGAAGUUAAUUUGCCAGCAGAGGAGGUUCCUCCAGAGCUUCCAGAACCAACACUUGGUAUCAACUUUGCCAGAGAUGGGAUGCAAAAGAUGGAGUGGUUAUCCUUGGUAGCUCUCUACAGUGAUACUUGGUUACUUUCUGUGACAAUGCGCAAUGGAUAUGAUCCGUGUCCUGACUCCUGAAAGAAACAUGUGAGCCGUACCGACUGACCAGAUUGUCACUGCGUCGAAACUGCUUCAAUGGUGGUGAAGUUUUAGGAGUUCCGAUCUUUCAAUCAGUUACAGUUUGCACUAGAAUGGUUUACCAAUCAAUAUUACUUGUUGGUUGAUGAAAUAUAUUAUGACUUGGUUGUAGUAGGACCUAAGAAGUAUUAUCUAGUCGCAUAAUAUGUUUUUCA
Molecule: messenger RNA, 2348 nt
Organism: Rosa chinensis
Lineage: Eukaryota; Viridiplantae; Streptophyta; Magnoliopsida; Rosales; Rosaceae
Product: pentatricopeptide repeat-containing protein At4g11690
Exons: 2
Coding region: 92-1753 (553 amino acids)
Molecular function (GO): protein binding
Source: RefSeq, a predicted model, not a curated record